GAUUGUGCGGAGGGAUCUGAUAGGGACGGACUACACCCAGCCGCCGCCUCACUGCCCUGUCGGCUUUCUUUGCUGCCCCGGCUUUGCGUUGGUCAACGUCGAAGUGUGGGUUAGAUUGGAGACUCUAAACUCAUUUUAGGCAUUUAUUCCUCCCUCCUGACUGUCGCCUUUUUUUUGGUAGUCGCAUCGCCAACGCUUCAGUUUUUUUUAAAUAUAAAUAUUAUCUUGAGUAUGUCUUGGCAAAGCUACGUGGAGAACCUGAUGGCCGACGGCAGCUGUCAGGAUAGCGCCAUUGUUGGGUAUACUGACGCCAAGUAUGUUUGGGCAGCGCAUCCCGGUGGCAUUUUUAACAACAUUGCGGUUCAGGAAAUUGACGUCCUUGUUGGUAAAGACCGGGAGACUUUUUACACCAACGGUCUCACUCUGGGCUCAAAGAAGUGUUCAGUCCUCAGAGACAGCCUCCAGGACGACGGGGACUGGACAAUGGACAUCAGGACAAAGAGCCAGGGAGGAGAGCCUACAUACAAUAUUUCUGUAGGAAAAGCUGCAAAAGUAUUGGUUUUAGUCAUGGGAAAGGAGGCGAUCCAUGGUGGAGGUCUGAACAAGAAAGCACACACAAUGGCUGAAUACCUGAGGAAGUCUGGAUAUUAAGCCCCUCCGCCACCCCUCAUCCUCGCAGCCCACCCUUUACGAUGUGUUGACACUACUUCUGGGACACGGUGGCAUGCAGCGGUACUUACCCAGUCUACUUUCAUCCACAGCCUUUUGUUGGCCCACUUUACCAUUGUGCUUCUCAUGGUUCUGAUACUACAGUUAUGGUAUGUUCAUUGAGAUGUUUAUUAACCAGACGUGUUCAAAAGUUAAAGUUAAACAAAUUUGYACUGGCUUUACACUUAACAUCAGCAGGCUCCAGGAGGGGAAAUGUUACGGUGGUCUCAGUUCGAAAAUGUUUGCCUUUUUUUGAUCAUUAUUCCAAUUGGCACCUGUUCCCUCUGCCUAGUGUCGUAGCCAAAACCUUUAACUUUUCAGUGUUUGCCUCCCUCAUCGGUAAAUCAUGGUUUCAGUAAAGAAACCAGACUUGUCCUGAAGUCUUGAAGUGCAGUAGAUUCUGCUGUUGAAUGUGAUCUCAGUUCUAAAGUCAGCGUUACAGAAACUCAUCCCAUCCUGAAGUCUCAGUGGACAUCCCAUCUCUGAUGGCUCCAACACACCAGUUCUCUUCUGCUGUUUUUUUUAUUUUUCUGUAAAUCUCGACACACUUGUAAGUUUUUCCCGCCCCGUUCGGACCAAUUUGCAUUUGAAGAGGCUUACCAGAGUUCCUUCAGCUCCUUGUAGAGACGUGUUGUCUGUAAACCACUGAGACGACUUCAGACAGCUGUGCAACAUGUAACUGCUUCUUUAGACUGCAACACUAAAAUGUUUCUUUUGUCACGAGAACAUCAUUAGUUACUAAAACAGUGUCAUUUAUUUUUUAUUACCCCCCAACAGUAUGAAUGCGUUGACUGUAAACCAAGGCUGCUGGGCUCCAACACCUUGGGUUUAUUUGCCUUGUGCUUUUAGUCAUCAAAGGUGUAUUCUCAAAUCGUCAUAGUAUGGUACUUUAGAAAAAAAAACUAUUUAAAUGAUGCUGUGUACACUAAACAUAUUGAAAAUGGUGUUGGUUGGAAUAAGAACAUUUGUAAGUUGUCUUGUGAAAUUUUUCUGAGAAUAACUGUGUAUUUUGUGCCAUAAAAAUUAAUAUCUGAUCCACUUAUGAGUUGGAAUUUAUAUCUGCUGCCCCGGCAAGAAAUAACUUUUAAUGGCACCUUCUGAAGGGAUAUUUUAUCGUCCAUGAUCUCGGAUCUCCAGACUUUGUGGAAUAUGUCCAAAAUUAAAAAGAAAAAAAAAAAAACAAUUAAAAGUUUGCAAUAUCU
Messenger RNA from Austrofundulus limnaeus, 1910 nucleotides. Its product is annotated as profilin-2. Lineage: Eukaryota; Metazoa; Chordata; Actinopteri; Cyprinodontiformes; Rivulidae. The transcript has 3 exons. The record is from RefSeq and is a predicted model, not a curated record. Gene Ontology annotation, molecular function: actin binding. Gene Ontology annotation, cellular component: cytoplasm. Gene Ontology annotation, biological process: positive regulation of actin filament bundle assembly; actin cytoskeleton organization; regulation of actin filament polymerization. The coding region runs from base 232 to 651 and encodes 139 amino acids.